Prunus avium (sweet cherry) is the source of this 1967-nucleotide messenger RNA. RefSeq lists its product as uncharacterized. The record is from RefSeq and is a predicted model, not a curated record. Lineage: Eukaryota; Viridiplantae; Streptophyta; Magnoliopsida; Rosales; Rosaceae.
UUCGUGAAACUCCUUGACCCUUGGACAUUCUCCCAUAUGUGUAUGUAGACUGCAUAAUGUGAAAAUCAUGCUGAUUAGCUGACUAAAAGGCAAAAGUAGCAAAUCCAGUAUCGAAUCUCCAUUAAAAUACCAUAAAGUGGUACUAGAAUUUUCUGCAUAAAAACUCACGCACAGCCAAGCCCCAUCAGUCUGGCUUUGUCUACUUCUAUUGUGACUUGCAGUUACAGAAAGCAAUCUCAACAUUCCCCAAACCUUGUUCAUAUGCUUAACUCAAAACUACAGAACAGAAAAACCCAUUUCUCAGAUUUCAUUUCUCUUUCCUCUGUUCUUCAUAGAAUCAGUGCCCAUAUGAAGGCACACAUGGAAACACUGAUUUGAACAAAACCCAUCUCAGACCAACCAUUCAAAUUUGUUUUUCACUCACUUUUCCUUCACUUUAUGGCAACCCCAAACUCACAAACAACUCAAACUCCAUUGAUAGAUGCAUCACAAACACAAACAAACCCUAGUGAUGAUGAUGAUGCCAAACUUGAUCACUCUCUCAACAGCUUGGUGACCUUUCUCAGGCUCUUUGGGUUUUGCCAAUACUCUUUUCUGAGCUUCAGCCUCUCAUGGCUUGCUUUCCUUCUUGUGGGUGUUGCACUUCCAGUGGUACUCAUUGAAGUCUCUUAUAGUUCCAGCAGUGAGAAGUAUCAGAUCAAAAAUUUUGAGCUUCAGAUUCUGAUUUCUGAGUCUCUUGUGGCUGCCAUUUCUCUUGUUUGUAUUUCUUACAACCUCAGAAAGUAUGGCAUACGGAGGUUCUUGUUCGUGGAUAGGUAUCAUGGUCAUAAGCUUCAGUACCGUGAGGAAUAUAUACAGAAGAUCAAUAACUUCUUCCGCUUGCUGGCAGUGUGGGUAUUGCCUUUCCUCCUUCUGAAGACUGCUCGUGAAGUCACUCGCGUAAUUUAUGUUCACUACGAUUCAUGGUGGAAAUCUGUUCUUGCAUUGCUUGCUUUGCUUGUGUCAUGGACGUUUUCAACUAUAAUUUUCCUAUCAGGCAGUGCUUUGUUCAACUUGGUGUGCAGUUUGCAAGUGAUACACUUUGAGAACUAUGGGAAGCUUUUGGAAAGGGACAUGGAUGUUUCUGCGUAUAUCGAAGAACACACUCGUCUAACGCAGUAUGUAUCCAAGAUUAGCCACAGAUUCCGAAUCUAUCUUAUUUUUCAAAUUUUAGUUGUGACAGGCAGCCAAGUUGUGGCUCUACUGCAGACCACAGGAAAUCACGGAAUCGUCAAUCUCAUCAACGGAGGCGAUUUUGCAGUCUGCUCUAUUGUUGAGCUUGUUGGGUUAAUUAUAUGCCUGCAUGGGGCUACAAAGAUUUCACACAGAGCUCAAGGUCUUGCAUCAGUUACUAGCAGAUGGCAUGCUGUGGUCACCUGCAGCUCCAACGAUGCAUCUCAAUCGAGAUUCGACAACAGUUCGGGAAACUUGGAGAUUGCUUAUUCUGCUGGUUCAUUACCCAUAACCUACUCAGAAAGCGAUCUAGAGUCAGUUGAUUAUGUGCCAGUGCCGACAAGUACACAAAUAGCUUCAUACAAGUCCCUCUAUCAGAAAAGACAAGCUUUUGUUACGUACAUGCAAUCAAAUCCGGGUGGGCUUACCAUCUACGGCUAUACGGUGGAUCGGGCGCUCGUUGGCACCGUCUUCUUUCUUGAGUUCUCACUGGCUCUCUUUGUGCUGGGGAAGACAAUUACCUUCACCACCAAAUGAUUUUAUGAGCACUCACUCUUUCGGCAGCUGACUACUCGCUUGUGAUGCGUUUAAGGGGCAGACUGGCUGCAAUAGACUCUCUGCUGUAUUUCAGAGGCAGAAAUUUCACUGGGCGCUAUAGCAUUUACUUUUUACCAAGGACUUCAUUUACUUAGGGUAAACAAAGGCUCAGAGAUGUGAGAUUAUUUUUCUGAUGAACAAAUGUCAUGGUUUGAUUA